Molecule: messenger RNA, 4483 nt
Organism: Dunckerocampus dactyliophorus (ringed pipefish)
Lineage: Eukaryota; Metazoa; Chordata; Actinopteri; Syngnathiformes; Syngnathidae
Product: polyhomeotic-like protein 1
Exons: 14
Coding region: 224-2782 (852 amino acids)
Cellular component (GO): PRC1 complex
Molecular function (GO): protein binding
Source: RefSeq, a predicted model, not a curated record
CGGACCGAAAAGUGGGCGUGGUCGUGCUAACAUCAGCCGCAGAUGUGUCGCUGCGUCUGCGGUUCCGUCCAGCGGAACCAUCCCACCGGAACCCUCGAGAGACGUCCCAGAACUAACCGAGUCGCACCGACUGCUUGGCGACAGGGCGUGGCCGAAGAAGAAGAGGGCCGGUGUCGAGAGGAAGCUAGGAGGGGUUGCUAGCCAGCUAGCUUGCUAAGUCACCAUGGAGACGGGCGGAGAGAAGAACCAGUGGCAGGAGGCCUCGGCCAAUGAGAGCGCUGCGUCUGGAACAAGUGCCCGCCCCUCUACCAUGAACUCCAUGUCUCUAUACGAAAGACAGGCCGUGCAGGCCCUGCAGGCGCUCCAGAGGCAGCCGCACGCCGCUCAGUACUUCCAGCAGCUGAUGCUGCAGCAGCACAUCAACAAGGCGCAGCUGCAGAACCUGGCGGCCGUGCAGCAGGCUAGUCUGGCUGUGGGUCGUCAGCCUGGCCCAUCCAGCGCCGGUCCCGCUCAGACCGCCAGCACCUCAGUAGCCAGUGUGACAUCUGGCUCCGCCUCCGCAGCCAGCAGCUGCCCCGUCGGCGUCUCAGCGACGACCACCAUCAGCCAGUCGGUGCUGCUGAGUGGGGGGCCUGGGGGACGGGGACAAAUGUAUCUGAGGGUCAACCGCUCCCUGAGAGCGCCCAUCUCCUCGCAGCUCAUCUUCAUGCCCGGGAACACGGCGAGCGCUGCUGUGGCGACCGUCCCUCAGCUGCCGCAGCCUCAGAAGCAGGAAGUAGUGACCACAUCCUCCUCCAGCUGUCAAACUGAUGGCGAUCAGGUGCAGAACCUGGCAGUUCGGGGCGUGUCCGGUCUGAAAGGUGUCAAGACUGAGAAGGGCGAUGCAGCUGCCUACUCACUGGUCCAGUCCACCCCCCAGUCUCCCAACAAAGCCGGUCAGCCUCAGCUGCCCCCCAUCAAAAUCCCCACCUACCCUCAGCCCACCAACCUCAAAGCACCCCCUCCUUCGUCCUCCUCUGGCUCUGCCUCCUCCUCCGUCCCUCUCUCGCAGCUUUUUCUUCACGGGACACGGACCCUCGCCACAGGGCCCGCCGCCUCCGCCACAGCACAUGCCCUGGUCCUCACAUCCACCGCGGCAUCGCAGGCCCGCGCGUACUCGGUCGGCAGGGCAACCAUCAAGCCGGCGGUCGCCGCUCAGACUUUAGUGGUGCAGCCUCUGCAGAAGAGCUCGCUGGGCGGGGACAAACUGGGUCACGGCAACGGUCCCGUCCCCAUCCAGCCUAAAACGCUGCAGGGUCUGCGCCUGCCUCUGCAGCUGCCUUCCAGAAACCCCCUUCCCAUCAUGCCGGCUCCGCCGCCAGCCAGCGGCUCCACCCAGACGCCGCACAUACCCAUACAGAUCGUGGGCGCCAGGCAGAGCACGCUGGGAAGCGGCCAGGCGUUAGCCUUAGCCCGGGGGGGCUGCAACCAGGAAGGGGCCGCCAUCCUUGCCAGCUCAUCCAGCCUGCUCACCGUGGUGGCAUCCAUCGCCUCUAGAGAGGGCGGGGUCAUUGGUGCAGGGGUGGGCGUGAAGGCACCGUCCCAAGAGACCCCCCCAGUCCCGCUGGCCUCCAAGGUUUGUGCCAAUCAGAGUCAGAAUGGACCCCUCGCUGUAAGCCCCGCCUCCUGUCAGUCUGCUACAGUCUCCUCUCCUGCCUCCUUGCCGCCCCGUGCCCCCCUCCCCCUGCCGACCAAUGGCGACUCAGCGGCCAGUCCGACGGCGCAGGUAAAACAUGCGAGCGGCUCACUCAAACGCAAGUUGGAGGAAGAUGGCCCCUCCCCCCUGCAGUUGCUGCCCAUUAGAGGUGGCGCCUCGGCGCUCACCGGUGUUUCCAUGGAAACAGUCUCCGCCCCUCCUCCGGCCUCCCCCUCCCUGCCGGUGUCGCGGGGGGCCCGCGGUCGUAUAGAGAAGGCUCCUCCACCUCAAGCCGUGGUCAAACCGCACGUCCUCACGCACCUCAUUGAGGGCUUUGUCAUCCAGGAAGGGGCGGAGCCUUUCCCCGUGUGUAGACCAAUCAAAGACUCAGCAGAGGAGGACGAGUCCGUUGCCAUGGAAACGGUGUUGGAGUGCGAGUACUGUAAGAAGUUAGCCCCCGCCAGCCAGUUUGGGGGAAGUAAAAGGUUCUGCUCCUUGUUGUGUGCAAAGAGGUACAACGUCAGCUUCAGGCAGCCUCUUAGAAUGCGGCAGGCCCGGGACCGCAACCCACUUCUCCGUCAAGGUCACCGGUCCCGCUUGGACGAUGAAGGAGGCGUGGCCAGGAGGAGGGUUCCUCGCAGGACCAGCUCGGAGAUAGCCAGCGCCAAGAUAGCGGGAAGGCCGCUUCCUGUCACGCGCCGCUCCAAGUCCAGCCGCUCAGACACGGAGUCCAGCGGCGAGGAGGAUGAGGACGACAUCGUGUCUCCCUCGCCCGCCUCCUCAGCCUCCUGCCACGCCAAGGAGACUUCCACCCUCACCAGUCCGCCUUCAAGCCCCGCCCACUGGAGUGUUGACCAAGUGUCGCAGUUUAUUUCGUCGUUACAAGGUGCGGUUGCGUCGUCUCUCACUGACGGUGUGCCCCGCCCCUUUUCUCCUAAUCUCCUCCUCCCUGCAGGCUGCGAGGAGCUGGCCUCCCACUUCCUGUCGCAGGAGAUUGACGGACAGGCCCUGCUGCUGCUGAAGGAGGAGCACCUCGUGUCCACCAUGAACAUCAAGCUGGGCCCCGCCCUCAAGAUCUGCGCUCACAUCAACAACCUGCGGGACUGAGGCUGCCCCCGCGUGGAGGUACCCGACCUGUCCUGUGUGGCUUUUUUUGCUCCUUCCUUCACAGUGGAGUCCUCUUCACCAAAAGUUGGACAGAAGCAAGGAGGACCAGCGGAGUUGUAUCAUUUCUUCAUGAGUGCUUCUGUCUUUGGUCCAUUUGGACGGCACCACGUCCUCGGUGUUGCCUUGCGUCUCACUGGACAGAAAUCACCGAGGCCAACCUGAAAAGGUUCUCGCACAUCCCAGGAGUCUGGUUUUGGACUCUUGAUUGUCCAGAACGCAUUUUUACCUGAUCCGGACUUGGACGUGAUCAUGUCGGUCUAAACAAGCACUUGGACCUGAAGCCGCACACGCGUGUGCGCACGUGUCCACGCCAGCGUUGUGUGUAAUGUGUGUGUUCGUAUUUAACUCACGUGUUCUGUUUGGACCUUGACGACUUCAUGGACCUUUCUAUCCGGCCUGACGUUGGUCAAGGACGUUAUCACGUAGCAGCACUCGGUACUUCUAGAAGCUUCUUGGGUGGGCCAUCAUCAGGUGUGUUUAUUUAUUCCAAAGCACUUAGCCACGUAAGAAACACCAAAUGCUAACAGGGAAAGUGAAACGAAUAAAACACGAAGGAUUUCCUUGAAAGGAAGCCGACUGCUGCUUUUUAUAGCGCUGUGCCGUUGCCAUGGAUACAAGGCUUUUCUUCCAAAUGCUUGGAUGCAGGCUGUUUUUCAGAGAGAAGUCGCCUAUUGUUUGUGCUGCUACACUUGAAACAGCGACCCCCCCGCCUACAUGUGGACGAACAAGGCGGCAACAAGACGAAGAGAAAAAGUUGUAAUUUUACGAGAAUAAAAUAAUAGUAACGCAAAUUAAAAUAAGCAGAUUUCAGUAGCAUAAAGUUGAAAUAUCAAAGGAAAAACAUGUUUUAAGUUGUAAUAUUAUGAGAAACAAGCCAAACUAAAUAAAGGUGGAAUUUUUGGAAAACGUUCAAAUGUUACAAGAAAAAGUCAAACUAUUGUGUGAAUAGAGACGUCAUUCAAAAAGACAAAGUUUCAGUAGUUGGGGAAAACAGCUGAACUUUAGGAGAAUAAAGUCCAAAUAUGACACGAGAAAAGUCGUCAAUAAACUUGUAAUAUUGUGAGGGACUUUUAGUAGCAAACAAAGAAAACACAAGUUAUUUUUAAACACGUGAUAUGACAAACAAACAAAAAAACCUAAUCAAAGUUUUGGGGAAAAUUCGGUUGCAGAAAAAGUCCAAAUAUUAUGAGAAUAAAGUCAUGAUUACGAGAAGAACUUUUAGAAGAAGUUGAAGUUGUUGGGGGGGUGAAACCCAGCAGAAAUGGGAAAAAACAGCUGAAACUUUACGAGAAUGAAGUCCAAAGUAUUACAAGAGAAAAGUCGCAUUCUAACGAGGAGUCGUGCUGUCAUUAUUGAGACUUCCUCCUCCUGGUAAACCUGUCUCACCCCCCCCAACACCCCUUCCAGUGGGCAAGGCAACCACGUGGACAACAGUAAGGAUUGGAUUUUUUAUUCUUGUGAGUAAGUGUUUUUAUCAGUGUACUUGAUGUGCCGUGCGUGUGUUCUGUGUACGUUAUGAGUGACUUAGGUGGUAAUUUGGGUUAGAAGUUCCGAUUUACACGCAAGUUGACGAUCGCUGUUGUAGAAACGGAGGACCUCGUGCAUAUACGUAGUCUACUUAAAGACAAAGCAUUGUGGUAU